Molecule: messenger RNA, 1094 nt
Organism: Cylicostephanus goldi
Lineage: Eukaryota; Metazoa; Nematoda; Chromadorea; Rhabditida; Strongylidae
Source: the annotation of a GenBank genome assembly
AUAAUUCUCACUGCAAGUCACAAUCCUGGUGGUCCGAAAGCGGAUUUCGGCAUCAAAUAUAACUGCGAAAACGGUGGUCCUGCUCCCGAUCACGUAGGUUUCCUACACAAUUCUUUUGUAACCAAUGCUAUCUAUGAUAUAACCACUAAGAUCUCCUCAUAUGCAAUCUGCAAGGAUUUGCAAUGCGAUUUCAAGACACUAGGAAGAAAGGAAUUCGACAUUGAUGGAGUGGGACAUUUUGUUGUUGACGUCGUUGACUCGGUAAAAGACUAUGUUGAACUCAUGCAGAAAAUUUUCGACUUUGCAAAGAUCAAAUCGUUCCUUGCUGGCGAAUCGAACGGGAAAAAGUUCCAGUUGCUGAUAGAUUCUAUGCACGGAGCUACUGGUCCCUAUGUUUCUACAAUUCUUUGCGACGUGCUUGGUGUUGAUAGUCGCUGUUGCAUGAGCAGUACUCAAAUUUUCCCCAGGACCAAUCCAAAACCGGACUUCGGAGGAGGCCAUCCUGAUCCAAAUCUCACGUACGCCAAAAAUCUGGUCGAUCAGAUGAGUAAAGGAGAGCACGAUCUUGGGGCAGCAUUCGAUGGGGAUGGAGACCGCAACAUGAUCCUCGGCAAGAAUGCAUUCUUUGUGACGCCUAGCGACUCACUAGCGGUCAUUGCAGACAACUGUAGCUGCAUUCCAUAUUUCCAGUCACAUAAAGUUGCCGGAUUUGCGCGAUCUAUGCCUACUGCUGGAGCUGUGGAUUUAGUAGCAAAAGCAAAAAACGUGGAGCACACCGGACUUCACGUCAUACAGCCUUUGCACUUGUGGCGUGAGGUCGACCUUUGCGCAUUGCCUCAUGUUUUCGAAACACCCACAGGAUGGAAGUAUUUUGGAAACUUAAUGGAUGCUGGUCGGAUCUACCUGUGCGGAGAAGAGUCGUUUGGUACUGGCAGUGAUCAUAUCAGGGAAAAGGAUGGUGUAUGGGCUAUGCUGGCUUGGCUGCAAAUCUUAGCUGAAAAGAAAGCUUCGGUGGAAGACAUCGUCAAAGCUCACUGGAAGCGUUACGGAAGGAAUGUGUUCACUAGGUUUGUCAUUUGUGCAGUAAUAUAGGU